Messenger RNA from Cyprinus carpio (common carp), 2879 nucleotides. Its product is annotated as zinc finger protein 845-like. The transcript is spliced from 2 exons. The record is from RefSeq and is a predicted model, not a curated record. The coding region runs from base 1 to 2214 and encodes 737 amino acids. Lineage: Eukaryota; Metazoa; Chordata; Actinopteri; Cypriniformes; Cyprinidae.
AUGAGCAGCACUGAUCGCAAGGAGCUCAAGAUCUCUGAAAUCGCUGUUUUUGCUCUUAUUUUAGAUUUUAUUGAAGAAAGUGAGGAGAAUAAAGAAUUGAGUCAAGAUGAAGAGAAACAUCAUGUCAAAACUGGAGAAAAACCUUUGAGUUGCUCUCAAACCAAACAGAAUGAUUUAAAGAAAAGAAGAGUCAAGAAAUCUUUCACCUGCACUCAGUGUGGAAAGAGUUUGACAAGCAAAUAUGGUCUUGAUGUUCACAUGAGAGUUCACACUGGAGAGAAACCAUUCACUUGUGAUCAGUGUGGGAAGAGUUUCACACAAUCGUUAAGCCUUAAGGUACACAUGAACAUCCACACUGGAGUGAAACCUUAUAAGUGUUCACACUGUGACAAGAGAUUCAGUCGGUCAGGACACCUGAAGAAACACAAGGUAGUCCACACUAGAGAGAAACCGCACACAUGUGAUCAGUGCGGGACAAGUUUCACACAAAAAGGAAGCCUUAUGAUACAUAUGAGAAUUCAUACAGGAGAGAAACCGUUCACAUGUAAUCAGUGUGGAAAGAGUUUUGCAUACUUAGCAAACCUUAAGGUACACAUGAACAUCCACACUGGAGAGAAACCUUAUAAGUGUUCACACUGUGACAAGAGAUUCAGUCAGUCAUCACAUCUGAAAACACACCAGAGGAUCCACACUGGAGAGAAACCGUACACCUGUAAUCAGUGCGGGAAGAAUUUUGCACGGAAAGGAAUCCUUAUGACACAUAUGAAAGUUCAUACAGGAGAGAAACUGUACACAUGUAAUCAAUGUGGAAAGAGUUUGAAAUGCAAAUAUAGUCUUGAGCUUCACAUGAGAGUUCACACUGGAGAGAAACCGUACACCUGCGAUCAGUGUGGGAAGAGUUUCUCACAAUCAGCCAGCCUUAAGAAACACAUGAACAUCCACACUGGAGAAAAACUGUACUCAUGCAAUCAAUGUGAUGAAACAUUUUUGAGGGCUUCAGUCCUAAAGAAACACUUGAGAGUUCAUUCAAAUGAGAAGCCACAUUCAUGUUAUUUGUGUGGAAAGAGUUUUUCACGUUUUUCAAUUUUGAAAGUGGAAGAGUACAUGUGCUUUGAUUGUGAAAAGACUUUUACUUCAGCGACCUGUACAAAACUGCAUGAGAGGAUUCACACUGGAGAGAAACCUUACAAGUGUUUACACUGUGACAAGAGAUUCAGUCGGUCAUCAAAUCUGAAAACACAUGAGAUGAUUCACACUGGAGAAAAACCUUACAAGUGUUCACACUGUGACAAGAUAUUCAAUAGGUCAGGAGACCUGGAAACACAUGAAAGGAUCCACACUGGAGAGAAACCUUAUAAGUGUUCACACUGUGACAAGAGAUUCAGUCAGUCAGCACAUCUUAAAAUACAUGAAAUGAUCCACACUGGAGAGAAACCUUUUAAGUGUUCACACUGUGACAAGAGAUUUAGUCAUUCAUCAAAUCUGAAAACACAUGAAAUGAUCCACACUGGAGAGAAACCUUUUAAGUGUUCACACUGUGACAAGAGAUUCAGUCAGUCAGCAAACCUGAAGAAACAUGAGAGGAUCCACACUGGAGAGAAACCUUAUAAGUGUUCACACUGUGACAAGAUAUUCAGUAGGUCAGGAGACCUGGAAACACAUGAGAAGGUACACACUGGAGUGAAAGCUUAUAAGUGUUCACACUGUGACAAGAGAUUCAGUCAGUCAGCACAUCUUAAAAUACAUGAGAGGAUCCACAAUGGAGUGAAACCUUAUACGUGUUCACACUGUGACAAGAGAUUUAGUCAUUCAUCAAAUCUGAAAACACAUGAAAUGAUCCACACUGGAGAGAAACCUUUUAAGUGUUCACACUGUGACAAGAGAUUCAGUCGGUCAACACUUCUGAAAACACAUGAGAGGAUCCACACUGGAGAGAAACCUUACAAGUGUUCACACUGUGACAAGAUAUUCAAUAGGUCAGGAGACCUGGAAACACACGAGAAGGCACACACUGGAGUGAAACCUUAUAAGUGUUCACACUGUGACAAGAUAUUCAGUAGGUCAGGAGACCUGGAAACACACGAUAGGAUCCACACUGGAGAGAAACCGUAUCACUGCACUGCAUGUGGGAAGCGUUUCAAUCGUUCAUCUGCUCUACACAGUCAUACAAAUAACAAUCACAGUAAGGCUCCGUACACACAGAGACGCAUUUAGCUGUAUACAUAAACAUUUUGUAUCAUAUCGGCAUUUCGUCCAGAUGGAUCCAGUGUUUUGGGAGUUUUUUUAAACUGGGUGGAUAAAUCUGAAAAUGACACUUUUGCACUAUGAUUUCAUCACCCCGCGUCUAGACACUAGUCAGACACCGCUACGUCAUGUAACAACAACAAAGGCGGACUACAUGCUUGUGUUUAUGCAGCAGAAGCUACUGAGCCCAUUAGCUUUACUUACUUUACUAGUUUUUCUUGUUAUUGUGUUGGGUUUUGUAUACAAGGUUUAUGCACAUGCUCCAAGUCGUCUUCUCCAUUUUUAGUGUAUCUCUGUGACAGAAUUACAGCACCACAUACUGGUCUGGCAUGAAUAAUCAUUUUGAGUCAGUUUCAGUGGUUAUGUGUGUAUGCAGAAAUUUCUUGAGACAACGCCAUGUUUACGGAAGAACAAGAAAAUAAAAGAUUAGAUAGGGAAAGCUCUGACUUAGUGUAAAUGAGCCCUAAGUGGCAGUAGUGGCUCUAGGAUUUUUUUGUUGGGUGUGCUGAGGAGGGGCUUAAAGGGGUCCUAUAAUGCUUUUUCACUUUUUCAACUUAAGUUAGUCUGUAAUGUUGCUGUUUGAGCAUAAAAAAGAUCUGCAAAGUUGCAAAGCUCAAAGUCCAAUUCAAAAGGAG